This is a messenger RNA of Indicator indicator, 3357 nucleotides long. It is a transcript of the gene HDAC4, whose product is annotated as histone deacetylase 4. Bases 1 to 3357 code for a protein of 1118 amino acids. Gene Ontology annotation, cellular component: histone deacetylase complex. Gene Ontology annotation, biological process: negative regulation of transcription by RNA polymerase II; chromatin organization. Gene Ontology annotation, molecular function: histone deacetylase activity. The record is from RefSeq and is a predicted model, not a curated record. The transcript has 26 exons. Lineage: Eukaryota; Metazoa; Chordata; Aves; Piciformes; Indicatoridae.
AUGUUGCAGUCCUACAGUACUGAAAAGAGAGAGGUGGUCAGCUUUGGACAUGCUGCAGUUGCUUCCAGGGCGCGAUACAGCUACGUCUUCUAUGCAGAGAUACAGAAAGAUGGGCUUUCUGGCAGAGACCAGCCAGUAGAGCUGUUGAAUCCACCUAGAGUGAACCACAUGCCUAGUUCUGUUGAUGUGACCACAGCACUGCCCUUGCAAGUUGCACCGACUUCAGUCCCGAUGGAUCUGCGUUUGGACCACCAGUUUUCCAUGCCUGUGACGGAGCCGACGCUGCGGGAACAGCAGCUCCAGCAGGAGCUCCUGGCGCUGAAGCAGAAGCAGCAGAUCCAGAGGCAGAUCCUCAUCGCCGAGUUCCAGCGGCAGCAUGAGCAGCUCUCCCGGCAGCACGAGGCCCAGCUGCAUGAGCACAUCAAACAGCAGCAGGAGAUGCUGGCAAUGAAGCAUCAGCAGGAGCUGUUGGAGCACCAAAGGAAGUUGGAGCAGCACCGACAGGAGCAGGAGCUGGAGAAACAGCACCGAGAGCAGAAACUUCAGCAGUUAAAAAACAAAGAGAAAGGAAAAGAGAGUGCAGUGGCAAGCACAGAAGUAAAGAUGAAAUUGCAAGAAUUUGUCUUAAAUAAGAAGAAGGCAUUGGCACACCGGAAUCUCAACCACUGCAUAUCCAGUGACCCUCGCUUCUGGUAUGGGAAGACACAGCACAGCUCUCUGGACCAGAGCUCCCCACCCCAAAGUGGCGUAUCUGGCACCUACAAUCACCCUGUACUGGGGAUGUAUGAUUCCAAAGAUGACUUCCCACUCAGAAAAACAGCAUCUGAACCCAACCUGAAGUUACGAUCCAGACUAAAGCAAAAAGUUGCUGAGAGACGAAGCAGUCCCCUCCUGCGCAGGAAAGAUGGGCCGGUGGUCACCGCUCUGAAGAAGCGCCCGCUGGAUGUCACAGGUGCGUCGGACUCUGCAUGCAACAGUGCUCCUGGAUCUGGUCCCAGCUCUCCAAACAACAGCUCCAAUAACAUAAGCACCGAGAAUGGAAUUGCAGGAUCAGUCACGAGUAUUCAAGCAGAGACCAGCCUGGCUCACAGACUUGUGAAUCGUGAGGGCUCAGUAACACAGCUUCCUCUCUACACAUCUCCUUCUUUGCCCAACAUCACGCUAGGACUGCCUGCAACUGGCCCUUCCAGUGGAGGAUCAGCGCAGCAGGAUGCGGAGAGACUUGCUAUCCCAACCUUACAGCAGCGGAUCUCUUUAUUUCCUGGCACUCACCUCACUCCUUACUUGAGCACUACAACGCUGGAAAGAGAUGGGGGAACUGCACAUAACCCUCUUCUGCAACACAUGGUCUUACUGGAACAGCCAGCUGCACAAACACCCUUAGUCACAGACUGGUAUCUUUCAGGACUGCCCCUCCAUGCACAGUCUUUGGUUGGUGGAGAACGGGUCUCCCCUUCAAUACACAAACUCCGGCAGCAUCGCCCGCUGGGGCGCACGCAGUCUGCUCCCCUUCCCCAGAACGCCCAGGCCCUUCAGCAGUUAGUGAUCCAGCAGCAGCACCAGCAGUUCUUGGAGAAACACAAACAGCAAUUCCAGCAACAGCAACUGCACAUCAACAAGAUUAUAUCAAAACCCAACGAACCAGCUCGCCAGCAUGAAAGCCACCCUGAGGAGACAGAAGAAGAGUUACGAGAGCACCAAGCCCUUUUGGAGGAGCCAUACAGUGACAGGGUUGCAAGCCAGAAGGAGGCCCCAGGGCUGGCCAGUGUGGUGCAAGUAAAGCAAGAACCCAUUGAGAGCGAUGAGGAGGAAGCAGAGCCACAGCAGGAGCUGGAGUCUGGACAGAGGCAGGCUGAGCAGGAGCUGCUCUUCCGUCAGCAAGCUCUUCUGUUGGAGCAGCAGCGUAUUCACCAGCUGAGAAACUACCAGGCAUCUCUGGAGGCAGCUGGCAUGCCCGUUUCAUUUGGAGGGCAUCGGCCUCUGUCUCGUGCACAGUCCUCACCUGCCUCCGCCACCUUCCCGAUGUCUGUACAGGAGCCACCCACUAAGCCAAGGUUCACAACAGGCCUUGUAUAUGACACCUUGAUGCUAAAACACCAGUGUACCUGUGGAAACACAAACAGCCACCCAGAGCAUGCAGGGAGGAUCCAGAGCAUCUGGUCCCGGCUCCAGGAGACGGGUCUCCGUGGCAAGUGCGAGUGCAUUCGUGGAAGAAAAGCAACCCUAGAAGAGCUACAGACAGUUCACUCAGAAGCCCAUACCCUGCUGUAUGGCACAAACCCUCUGAACAGACAGAAACUGGACAGCAAGAAACUUCUAGGUUCUCUAACGUCUAUGUUUGUCAGGCUUCCUUGUGGUGGUGUCGGGGUUGACAGUGACACAAUUUGGAAUGAAGUUCACUCCUCCGGUGCCGCUCGCCUGGCCGUAGGCUGUGUCAUUGAGCUCGUUUUCAAAGUAGCCACAGGAGAACUGAAGAAUGGAUUUGCUGUUGUUCGGCCUCCAGGUCACCAUGCAGAGGAGAGCACACCCAUGGGUUUCUGCUAUUUUAACUCUGUGGCAAUUGCAGCCAAGCUGCUCCAGCAAAGGCUGAAUGUUAGCAAAAUCCUUAUAGUGGACUGGGAUGUUCACCAUGGGAAUGGUACUCAACAAGCUUUCUACAAUGAUCCUAAUGUUCUUUAUAUUUCACUACAUCGCUAUGAUGAUGGGAACUUCUUUCCAGGCAGUGGUGCUCCCGACGAGGUUGGCACAGGAGCAGGCAUUGGUUUCAAUGUUAACAUGGCCUUUACUGGUGGCCUCGAUCCACCGAUGGGAGACACAGAAUACUUAACUGCCUUCAGAACGGUAAUAAUGCCCAUUGCCAAUGAAUUUGCCCCAGAUGUCGUGCUGGUGUCAUCUGGUUUUGAUGCAGUGGAAGGCCAUCCCACACCUCUUGGAGGAUAUAAUCUAUCAGCAAAAUGCUUCGGGUACCUGACAAAGCAGCUGAUGGGCCUGGCCGGGGGUCGCGUCGUGCUGGCCCUGGAAGGAGGCCAUGACCUGACUGCCAUUUGUGAUGCCUCGGAAGCGUGUGUUGCUGCCUUGCUGGGAAAUGAGCUUGACCCUCUCCCAGAAAAAGUUUUCCAGCAGAGACCAAACGCUAAUGCAGUGCAUUCAAUGGAGAAAGUAAUUGAGAUACACAGCAAGUAUUGGCAUUCACUCCAGCGUUAUGCCUCUACAGUGGGGUACUCCCUGGUUGAGGCUCAGAAGUGCGAGAAUGAGGAAGCAGAAACAGUAACAGCCAUGGCAUCUCUGUCAGUGGGGGUGAAACCAGCUGAGAAGAGACCCGAUGAUGAACCCAUGGAAGAAGAACCUCCCCUGUAG